Pelobates cultripes (western spadefoot toad) is the source of this 9747-nucleotide messenger RNA. The record is from the annotation of a GenBank genome assembly. NCBI's taxonomy places the organism in Eukaryota, Metazoa, Chordata, Amphibia, Anura, Pelobatidae.
GGUGAACCGGAUGGUAGUUGCACAAAGGCUACUCAUCACUAUGUCCUACGGAGCCAGAAAUCACUGGACGUUGACUGCUCUUGUUGUCCUUGGUUUUCUGACUGAGAUUGUUUCAUCAUAUCCUCUUCCAUACAGAGUUAAUGGAACUUUAUUAGAAAGAAAAUGGGAUUCUAUUUUAACCAGAUCUAUUGGGAUGCCUUCGGACAAAUCAGAUGUAAAGUGGAGGCGCGACUAUUUGAUUGGAAUCAAAAGACAGAGAAGACUUUACUGUAAUAUUGGCAUCGGGUUUCACCUUCAGGUCCUCCCAGAUGGAACGAUCAGUGGUAUACAUAAUGAAAACCAAUACAGUGAGUUACAACCUAAACUACAAUACAAUUUGGAAUUUAAAAUAAAACUCUUUUCUUCGGUCACUUUUAAUUAGGACUUGCCACUGUCUCAAAAUUUGAUAUAUUAAGGCAAAGUUUCAGCUCAUUUUUUUUUUUAACAUGCAAAAUACAAACAAACUUAAAAACUAAAUUUAAUAGAAAAGCUUAAAAAAGCUUAAAAUCAAGAUAGUUGAAUGUCAUAUUUAUUAUUAUUGCUAGAAUUAUUAUUAUUGUUAUUACAGGUAUUAUUAAAAUUAUGGACACAAACUCUUAGUUGAUUUAGUAAGAGUCACUAAUUAUCAUAUUGUGUGCAGCUUUCAGGAACCAAUAUAAUAGUUUAUUUGUCUAUCUAUCGAUCUAUCUAUUUGAUAUACAUCUAUCUAUGUCCUCACAUUAUAUAAUGCAAUACUAUUGCAGUGUGCAAUUAUAUCUUAUUUUAUUGGAGUAACAUUAUAUUUAAAAAACAAACUUUUGAAAGUUUCUCUCUUCUUCAGGUAUGAGGAAGGGGCAGUGUGUAUAGUAUACACAGAAAUAAAUGGAAUUUAUUUUUCAAAUAAUCAACUACAGCUUUGACUCAGAACAGCACUAAUAUUGAUUUGCAAUCAGCAGACAUAAAUUACUGUUGCUCUAUAUAAACACAUCUAUUGUUAGCCUCUGAAAUAGUAGAACAGUUUGUUUUUGCAGUUGUUGACCAAAUUGUAAGGGGAUACCGGCUAUACGUAUGGGUGGAUUUAUGUUAGGAUAUCCAGAAUUUUAAUACUAAUAAGUAUAUGUUUUGUUUGCUUAGGUCUGUUACAAAUUUCAACCGUAGAACGAGGGGUAAUUAGCUUAUUUGGUGUGAAAAGUCACCUGUUUGUAGCAAUGAACAGCAAAGGAAAAAUAUAUGCUUCGGUGAGUAUUGUGCACUUUUAACAUUUAUUGAUCUGUAGAUGCAUAUUAUAUUUUGACCCUGAUUUCUGAGUGUUUGUAUAUUGCAUUAAAAAUAUUAUUCACAGCAAUUUAAAUUGAUAAAUUAAAUUAUUAUCAAUUAUUAACAUGAAGGGAAAACCUCUUGAUCAAUAAAUAUAUAAUAUAUCAUUAUUUAAAGUAAAACAAAACAGAAACUCAAUGCCUGCUUAUACUAUCUUAAGUUAAAAUAUUUCUUGGUGCCUGCACAUUUUGUUUUAUUGUUGAGGAAAUUAAAAAUCAUAUCUUUAUGUUUAACAUGUUUAAUUUUUUUAACUAUCAUAUAACUAAUCAAAAUUAUCUUUUUCUGUAGCACUGUUCUCUCAAACGGAAUCAAAGUGCUUUAGUUCAUGCUCUCAGGUUUUAAUCAAAUUGGAAGAUGAAUGAUAGAUGUUACUUAUACCCAUCUCUUUGUUACUCAUUUUGUGGAUUAAAGACUGAUUUAGAUUUAAUGGCUGUAAAUCCUGCAAUCGUGAGGUUAUAACACAUACUACAGUUAGUGCGUUAACUAUGUGACUUAAAGGAACAGUCUGUAGUCCAAUAAAUGUUUAAUUGGAUUCAUGAAUCAUAAUGUUGUUUGUUAUUUUGGAUUAUAUUCAUUAUGUCGAUAAUUGUAUGUCAUUCCUAAGUGACCUUCCCAGUCCCCUGUGCUGUUAUCUUUUUAGUAAAGAAAAUGUUAUGAUGUCUAAUGAACAUGAGAAGAUAUCUGUCCUGAAUUGCCCCCUUGACUUUUGUCUGUCACAGUAAAUGAGGGCAACAGUAUGUGACACCUUGCCAUGACAUCCUCAGCUAUUGUAAUCAAUCAUGGCCUACAUGGCACCAUAGCCUGUUAGUCUAGUGGUUAGAAACAUUUUUGGACUGGAACCCAAAUUGUUUAUAUGGUAUUAGGUUGGCUACCCAUUCUUCAUUUUUAAAAUGAGUUAAGAGCCUAUUCUUCAACAGUCAUACAAUAUUAAAAAUUAAUUCUUCAAAGAAUGUUUCUUAGACUCUUUCCAGUAUGAUGUCUCCAGUGCAGUGGGGAAGGCAGUGCUGCCACAGUAAACAUUUUACCAUGGCCUUUGUUUCAACCAUUGGGGUGCCACUGUAAUAGAAUGGGGAUCUAACUUUGAGGCCUGACCUAGGGGCUUAGAACCAUAGCUUUAGUGAUACAUUAUGUAAUGCCCUGGAGAAACCAGAAUUUAACAAAGCUUGUUGUCACCACCAUUCCCCCCCUUUUUUUUUUUGUACUCUAGAUAUUUUUUUCUAUAUUUUUUAUUUCUUCUUACCAAUAUUUUUCUUUUACAUUUUAUUCAAUUUUGCUCUCUCUAUAUCCUUCACUUUUGCCUGACUCCUCACUAACAUUAACUUUUCUUAGCUUUUAGAAUUCCCUAGAAUAUUACUGCUUUUCUGCUUGAAUAGUACUCCACUCUCCAUUUUUUUUCUCAACAACCUUUGUUUUUAUCAUUCCUGUCUGAAACAGCUAAAGAACUAUAGCUGAGACUACAGAUCUAUAUUAAUAGACAUUUGUAAAAUGUAAAUAUUCCUGUUUCAAUUUUAAAGAGAAACCUAUCUAAGAGGACCUUUGUAUCUAGAGAGGCACCUAAUCAUUUUUAAAAAAAAUAAAAUUAAAAAUAUUAUGACAUUUGGGGGGAAAGCGACAAAAUAUACAAGUAACCAUGAAGAGUUUGAUGUUUCAACAUGGUAUUCACUAGUUAGUAUAUAUUCUGAAUAUGCCAAAAUGAAAUUCUUUAAGUUACCAAAUUUUUGAAAUGUUGUAGUAUUGGCUUUCUCUUUUGUAAUACUAUCAAUAAUAAAAAGUGCAUAUUUAGGAUUAGAGGGUUAUAAUAAAGAAAUAAUACAGAUUUACAAUAUUUUAUAACAAAAAAUGCAUGGCAAAAUUCAAAGUCUGGAGCCUGUUUAAGAAGUUUAUUCACUAAAUAUUCAAUGUGAUUAGAUGAAAACAUCCAAAAGCUCCAAAAUAUAGACUAACACAGCCUAGCUAGAAACGUUUCAUUAUUUUGGCCCAAAAUCUGCAUUUUAAUUGUUAAUGCAACAUAUUCUGUGAAUGAAUCCCUCCAGGGUCAGAUUUCCCAUUAGGCAGAGUAGGCACCUGCCUAAUAAGCACUUGUGCUAUAGAAGGCGCCUGUUUUCGGCACCUAUAAUUUACCUAUUUGGAGUUAAGUGGGUUGAUGGGGAGAGAUAAGCCUUGGCCAGUGUCCUGUGUAGACGAGUCAGCCUCCUAUGCUGCAGAAACAGUUAUAGAGAGUGUAAAACUCAUUACUCUUAAAAUGCUCACACAGGAAAUACCUUGCAGGUAUUUCUAAUACUACUUAAUAACAAUACUUUAUAACAGCUCAUGCAGCUCUGCAAUAAAUAAUACGAAGGUGACGAGACUACAGAAGAUAAGAAUAUGUUGCAGAUCACCUUUCAAGGUUUACAUGUCCUGAACACCCUCUUUCCCUAACCCUAAAUUUAACCCCCACCAAACUAAACAAACAUUUUACUAAGUCCCGAAUUUAAGCACUCAAACCUUAAAGGAUCACUAUAGUGUCAGGAAAACAAACUCGUUUUUCUGACACUAUAUAACCCUUAGGUCCCCCCCACCCUCAGUGCCCCCCUCACACUUGGCUGAAGGGGCUAAAACCCCUUCUGCUACUUACUUUAAUGCAGGGCUGGGCUCCCUCGGCGCUGAUGACCACUCCUCCCCCGCCGACGUCAGCAACCGAGUGGAGCGGAAUGCACAUGCGCGGCAAUAAUCCUAAACACCCCAUAUACCACAACUAUUACCCCUCUUAACAUCCUUUGUAAUCUAACUCUGAUGUUAACAGGCCUCUCUGUCCUGCUUUUGGUGGGACAGUCCCUUUUUUGGGGUCCUGUCUCACUGUCCUGCUUUUGUUUCCUGGUGUCCCGCAAGGCGUAAUAAGGUGGGAAUGGAGGGGGAGGAGUUGUCACCAGGCUCCUGUGUGAUGGGGAUCCCUGCUGGCAUCAUAGACAGACUGUGUAGUGAUAGGGAGGCUAAACAUAUGGGCAGGCUGAUGGACCUCCAGCUCAGCAGCCCACUGUUCUAGCUCUCCUUUAUAAACUAGUCCAAAGCACCGCUGGGAAAGAGUGAUAUUACAUUAUGUCACUUCCUCUGAGUGCUCUGUGAAUGCUGCAUGGGAAGGAGAACCCCCAUUAACACAUAUAUCUCCAUUUGAACAUGAGAAAAGACGUCCUCCAGCAGAGGAGUUGUUACUACUACAAAAAGGGUGGCAUGCGCUUAAAUAUUGUUUCUGGGCGUGUGGGUGUCUGCAUGAAUCUGUAAGUGUAUUUGUGGGAAUCUGUGAGUAAAUCUGUAUAUGUGUGAAUCUGCAUUGGUGAAUAUGUGAAUGUAUGUUAAUCUGCAUAUGUCUGAAUCUGUGAGUCUGAAUCUGUGAGGAUGUGUUAAUGUGUGUGUGUGUGUGUAUGUAUCCGCAUGUCUGUGAAUUUGUGACGAUAUGUGAAUCUGUGAGUCUGAAUCUGUGAAUGUGUAUGAAUCUGUGAGUCUGAAUCUGUGAGUGUGUGUGUGAAUCUGCAAGUGUGUGUGAAUCUGUCUCCGUGACUCUGUGAGUGUGUGUCAAUCUGUGAGUGUUAAUGGACACUCUAUCAGAUGGCCACUAUGGAGGAGACAUGUAUGUCACUAGUAAUAAUGUGAAUUUUAACUGAAUUUCAAAUUUAAGGCCAAAGUAGACAAACUGGAAGCAUAGCUGACUUGAGAUUCAGUUUUAAUUCCUGACACUAGUGAAUAAAACUUGAAUUGUGAUGAACUUGCAAGUGUGUGUGAAUCUGUCUCCGUGACUCUGUGAGUGUGUGUCAUUCAAUCUGUGAGUGUUAAUGGUCACUCUAUUGAGAUGGCCACUAUGGAGGAGACAUGUAUGUCACCAGUAAUAAUGUGAAUUUUAACUGAAUUUCAAAUUUAAGGCCAAAGUAGACAAACUGGAAGCAUAGCUGACUUGAGAUUCAGUUUUAAUUCCUGACACUAGUGAAUAAAACUUGAAUUGUGAUGAACUUGCAAAAGAAUUGCAAACUGUAGGUCAAAAAGGCAAAUUUGUGAAAAAUUCUUCAAUUCAACUCUUUUUCCAAGUCUGCUACUUUGACCUAGAUUUUGCAAUGUCCAUUCCAAAGGUGAGACUUUAGUAAAUAGACCCUUUAGUAUACUGGCCUAAACAUAUAGAGCAGAUAUUGUAGUAUUAAAAUGAAUGAGCUGUAGACACAUUUAUAAUUAUAUUAUUUAACAAAAUCUAGGAACCUGCAAUCUGUCAGGAGCUUGAAACGGGUUUUGCAGGAGGGGGCACAAAUAAAAGACUUGCCUCUGGGCACCUCAUGACAUUGCUACAUCUCUGGUAUCCCGCAACUGGGGACACAGAGGGACUUCCAACAAACAGCACAGCAUGAGCACAUUAUUAGAUGCAUAGAGAACUUUAGCAGCGUUCUUUUCAUGGUCCUGUAAGUCAGGGGCCAGUCAGGAGGUUGUCUAGCGUGCUGAUGCCAGCUGACUCGCACCUUCAGUAGGAGGGCCCAUUUCUUGUCAGUCCUGCGCAUUAUGGGCAUUGCCAGUGAUGCAAUUAGUGUUACUGGUGAUGCCUCCCCAAAGUACCACUCACCCAUCCCAAAACUAGUCACUAGUCAGUAAUCACAUUUAACAUUAUAUUUAACCCCCGCAUGCAUUUCCACAUAUUCAAUUAUACAUACUCAGAUGUCAAAUACGAAUAUAGGGUUUUUGACCUUUUCAUGCCUGUAAUGUCCACCUAAAGGGACACUGUAGGCACCAGACCACUUUAGCUCAUUGAAGUGGUCUGUGUGCCAACUCCCAUCACCCUUAACCCUGCAAGUGUAAUUAUUGCAGUUUUUAUAAACUGCAAUAAUUACCUGGCAGGGUUAAGUCCUACUCUAGUGACUGUCUACCAGACAGCCACUAGAGAGACUUAUGGGUUCUUAGAUGACUUUUGGUCAUCUAAACAAUGCUGAACAUCUUCACGCUAUGCAUGAGGACCUCCAGCGUUGUCGGAAUCCUCAUAGGAAAUCAAUGAAUAAUGCUUUCCUAUGGGGAGGUCUAAUGCGCACGCACAGUCAUUGCCGUGCAUGCACAUUAUGUCUCCUCCGGCGACGUGGUGGAGCCUGACCCAGCACCGAGGGACAUCGGCGCUGGAUUCAGGUAAGUGACUGAAGGGAUUUUAACCCCUUCAGAGAUGUGGGAUGGGGGCGGGAGGGAGGGGGGCACUCCAGGAUUCUACAGUGCCAGGAAAACGGGUUUGUUUUCCAGGCACUAUAGAAGCCCUUUAAUAAAUGCAUUAAACUAACAACAUCUUCUUUUUUUUUGGUGGGGGUCGAACAGGGAGCACAUGUGAAUUCUGUGCUUGCAGGCACCUGACAUGUAAAUCCAGCCCCAAAUCCCAAGUCGACGAUAACAAAAAUAUUCUCUCUUUUUUUUUUAAUGGUUUGUUGCAUUUAAAAAAUUCGAGAUCCAAGUUUUAGUUACAAUAUUUUGUAUGCCAUUUUCAUUAGUUUUUUCUUAGUCAAAAAAUACAAAAGAGAUCUGCCCCGAAAAUACAUGCAAGUGCAUUUUAAUGAAAGAGCAUCAACAUUCUAAUAUAUCACAAUGCCUGACCUUAUUUUUUCUUUCUGAUAUACAAUAUUAAAUGUAAAUUGUGAGUGUUCUUGAAUUUGUCUCCAAUUACAAAUGCUCCAUUUGUUGUCAAAUAUAAAUUGCACUAUAAAUAUAUUAUAGACAAAUAAACCAGCAACUUACUAAUGUAUAUCAGCAAGUAGGGAAUACAAGUUAAACAGGUGGUAUGUGACCCGUACAACUUUGGAGCUGAGGAACGAGAUUUAUUGUUAGAUACAGACAUUCAGGCACCGUCUGUCAUAACAUGCUCUUAUCCUUUACAAAUAAUGAGUUUGUGAGCCUAUCAAAUCAUCUCAUACUGUACUUUUCUUUUAAGAUUACCCAGCACUGGAGCAUAGAGUGCCCAAUGUCAUGACAUAUGUAGUUGGCACUAUAAGCCAUGCCUUACCUCAUACAGAGAUACACAGAUAUUAUUUCUGAAUGUUUUAGCCAUUAGUGUUAAGGAUUAAACAUAUUCGGAUGACUGCCCGGCGUACGUUAAGGUUUUACAGCUAUAAUAUAACCACUUCAUAUCAUAUGAAAAUCCACUGUAAUGCCUCACAGUAACAUAAUGCGUGCUGGGUACAGAUUUAGCUUUAAGGUCACCAUGCGCUAAUUCAUCAGGGACAGCCAGGAGGUAGUCUUCCAAUUGCUCAACUAUAUCUCCCAUCACUUCAGCCAGCAUUUCACCGGACACAUACGACAAAAGAUCAUGGGAAUUCUACUGAUGGGUUCACAAAUGUCAGAAUUUUCUUGCAAAACAAUGCAGUUUUUAGCACUUCAACUGAAAUUAUAUUAUUUAAGGUCUUUCACAUGAGUCCUACAAAUUAAAGGAAUGACAAUGUAUACAUUAAGGUAAAGCAGGUAAGUAAAACACAUGUAUGUAUUAUAGAUAUAGUUAUAUUGUUAGAGGAUAAAUAUGUGAGAUAUUCAUUGAGGACUAAAAUUAUAAUCAUAUAUGCCAAAUGGUAAGAUGCUUUUUAAAUGUGAUAAACGUUAUCUAUUAUGUAGAGUCUAAGGAUCGCCUUUUAUUCCAAGUUUAUUCCAAAUUUUAAUACUUUCUCCUAAUCAUUAGUAACUUUUGUUUUGCAUGUAAACUUAAAGAGUUCCAUAUAGUCAUAGAGAUUGCUGAUCAAAGCAAGAGCACUACAGGGCUUACUUGCAGGCUGCAAUUACUUCCUAUGAUUCAAGCACAUGUAAUAUUUUUUAAACCUAAUGUUUAAAAACUUUAGGUUUAGACUACUAUAAUUCUAUGUAUUGUCAUUCUUUGUGUAGCAACAGGCAUUGUAAUAGAAUCCCUGAUUUCACAUUCUGCAAAACACUCACAUUGUAAAUACGACCAGUUUGAAAGAAAUGCCAAACAUCAGUUUAAACACUAUUGACGCAGACAUAUUUAAGCAAUAAAAUUGACAUUGUAAUAAUACAUUUCUUAUCAAUAAUUAAUUAACUAUACUUCUCUUUCAGCCUACGUUUCAAGAUGAAUGCAAAUUUAAGGAAAUCAUGCUAUCGAAUAAUUACAAUGCAUACGAAUCCAAAAUGUAUGAAGGUGCCUAUCUUGGAUUAAGCAAACAUGGAAAAAUAAAACGAGGAACUAAAAUCUCGCCUGCCAUGACAGUGACGCAUUUUCUCCCGAGAUUAUGAAAAACAAAUAACACUUACUGCAAAAUGUGUAUUUAAAUUUGCACAUGUGAAUAAUCUCCCAGGUAAAAUAUUUAUACAGUGUCAGAAUAUAUGUAUAUUUGGAUGGAAAUAUUUAUAUUGUAUCCACUAUACCCUACACUCAUUGGUAAUAUUGCUUACUGUGCUACAUAGAUGCAUAAGAAAUGUGUGCUAUAUUUAGCACAGUGACGUUAAUUUAUCCCUGACGGAUAGAGAAAACAUAUUAAGGGCUUUGUUUUCCAAAGGACUUCUAUGAUUCUUUUUUUUUCUAUGGGAAAAUUUCAACAUUAAGUCCUUUAAGUUGAUAUAAGUGUUUAAGUACUUCCUAUACCUCAAAAUAUAGCUUUCUGUUUUAUUUCUAAACAGUAUGUGCACGUAUAUUUACUUAGUAGGAAUAUCAAAUGUGUUAUGGAUGGUUUCAUACAAAGAAAAGAUGCCAAAAUCUGUGUGACAUUAACAGAUUCACUAAGGGAUUUAUACAUAUAUUUACAAAUAGUUUAUUGGCUCACAAGCAAGUUGACACUUGGAAGUGAUAACCUUGGAUGGUCACAGUUAAGCCUCUGUAUCAUCAUAGGGGAACUCAAGCACAUACCAUGGUGGGAUCUCUUGCUGCUUAGGACAUGGGCAUACUCACGAUGAAGUCCAAGGCAUUCAGUGCGUUGGUGGCAUCAAAGAGUAGCUCAAUAAGUGGGUUUUCACCAAGAUGAACUCUUAACACCAAUCAGGUCUCAACUCUUUAAGUCUUGGAAUGUUAAAGACAGUCCGCAAAGUGUACUCAAUUAUAUAUAAUUUUCCACAGGACUCUAAUUUGAAUCAAAACACUUAGUAAAUCCUCCAUUGAUGUAAUGCUGAGGGUGUUCUUCAGAAAAUAUAACAAAUAAUAUGUAUGAAAGUCAAUCUUUUAAUUUAAGGAAAUGCUUACAUGUUAUGUUGUCAGUGGUAUUGGUAUACCAUUCUUAAUAAAUUAUUAUUCAUUUAAAGUGUUAAUUAACAUUUAGAACUGGGAGUGUCAAAAGUGCAGCACUGUGCAGUUGUUGAAAUAUGCAAGUGGGUACUACUGGGGUCCAACAACCUCUAGUAGGAGCUUGAAGCUCUCGCUCUAAUUUACUACCUUAACAUUGUGCCAAAGAUCUCUUAAUAGCCAAUGAAAAAUAUAUUUAAGAUAAAAAAGUAAAU